Messenger RNA from Limanda limanda (common dab), 573 nucleotides. It is a transcript of the gene rgs16, whose product is annotated as regulator of G protein signaling 16. The transcript is spliced from 5 exons. The record is from RefSeq and is a predicted model, not a curated record. NCBI's taxonomy places the organism in Eukaryota, Metazoa, Chordata, Actinopteri, Pleuronectiformes, Pleuronectidae. Bases 1 to 573 code for a protein of 190 amino acids.
AUGUGCAAAGGACUAACAUCGCUGCCCACCUGCUGCUUGGAAAGAGCCAAGGAGCUGAGAGCAAGGCUGGGAAACGUUCUGCUGAAACCCAACUGGAAUCUCUCCUGCUGCAAGAUAGGGAAAAAUAAGCCGACACUGGAGGAAUGCAUCAGGUGGAAGGAAUCGUUUGAAAAACUCAUAUCCAGCAAAUAUGGACUUUGUGCCUUCACAGCCUUCCUGGUGUCGGAGUUCAGCGAGGAGAACAUUGCGUUCUACUUCGCCUGCGAGGAUUACAGGAGCAGCAAGUCUGUGGCCAAACUGUCGGCCAAAGCCCAGAGGAUCUAUGAUGAGUUCAUCGGCAGUGACGCACCCAGAGAGGUUAACAUCGACCACGAGACUCGUGACAUCACCAAAGCCAACAUGCUGGUCCCGUCGGCCUCUUGCUUCGACAUGGCCCAGCACAAGAUCUACAUGCUCAUGGCCAAAGACUGCUACCCUCGCUUCCUGCGCUCGCCGUCCUACCGGGAUCUGGUGUGCCAAGCCAAGCCCGGCGCCAAGGCCGCCAAGCAGCCCCUGCAGGAGAAGGCGGCGUGA